This is a messenger RNA of Episyrphus balteatus (marmalade hoverfly), 7319 nucleotides long. RefSeq names its product calcineurin-binding protein cabin-1-like. The transcript has 20 exons. Gene Ontology annotation, molecular function: nucleosome binding; protein binding. The coding region runs from base 331 to 7185 and encodes 2284 amino acids. Gene Ontology annotation, biological process: chromatin organization. Lineage: Eukaryota; Metazoa; Arthropoda; Insecta; Diptera; Syrphidae. Gene Ontology annotation, cellular component: nucleus. The record is from RefSeq and is a predicted model, not a curated record.
UUUGCGUUUGGUUUUCGUGGAAAGGUCUCGUUCGUUUUGCUUCUGGGUCGUGAAUUUGUUUGCAAAUGCAAAUGGAAUAAUUUACGAAAAUAUAAAUAAAUACUCUAUAAAUACAUAAUUUAUCAAACAUUUCGUUUGUUUUUGUGUUUAUAGAUAUUUUACCAGCCUCCUAAUCUACUGGAGAUGGUUUCAAUGUUUGAUCUUUUUCCCAAGAUCUAAUCCCAUAUCUAGCAUAUCAAACUAUCCGGCAUUUAAUGUAAUCCAUGUUUUUAGAGCUUAAUGUCGUAUUUUGAUUUUCCUAAAUAAAGUGCAUUUAAAAAACACAUCAAAAUGAUGAAAAUAGUUGCACUCAAUGAAUCCGAGAGCGAAGAUGAAGCAGCCGAUGAAACUAUUGUUACAGAUGAAGCCCAGGAAACUAUUGCUGAAACUGAAUAUAUGCGAGCCUUAAAGUACAAGGGUGCAGGCAAACCCGAUUUGGCUCUUUCAUUGAUGUUGGAGUUGUUGGAAACUCGUGUUUUGAAUGAGGUUUGCAUGGAGAGCAAUAAUGAAAAACUAAUAGCCAUUCGCUAUAACUGCCACAAAAAUAUUGCUUUGAUUUAUGAAGAAAAAAAGGAAUUCCAAAAGUCCCUGGAUCAUUUUAUGCAGGCAAUCCACAUUGACGAUACUGACGUCUAUACUAUGCAUCGAUUGGGACAACUUGCUCUCCGAUUACAUGUUCUGGAUAUAGCUGAUUAUGCAUUUGAAAAAUGUCUCAAACGAAAUCCAAACCACUGGUCUGCUGCCGAUGGCAUUCUUCAAGUAAUGUGUUUAAAUCAAAAUUUUAUGGGUGCCUACGGUUGGGCCCUUAAAUGGUAUCUAAAAGACAACAAAUAUGAACGUGCACUUGAUGUUCUAACUGAAAUAACCGAAAACUUUCCCGAUUUAAUUGAGUUUUAUCAAACUAUUUGGAGUACACCAUUUGUUAAGCCAAUCGGACGCACUUCCAAAGGAAAAAAAAGUGUGUUUCCCGAGGCACGAGAUAUACCAGAAGUUAAAACUAAAAUCAUUAAACCAGAUCUUGAACAAUUUCGAGUAAAGAAACUCGAUUGGCUUUCAAUUGGAAAAUACAUUAUUUCAGUUUACAAUCAUUUACAAGAAACAAAACAAUGUUUAUUUUUCAUUCUGAGUGUGGAUGAUUUUCUUGAGCAACCCAAAGACGAAGACUGUGAAAAAUUAUGUCGAGAUAACGAUUUUCCACAGGUGACUGGGUCGGCAGAAAGUAAUGAAAAUUCAAAUGAGCCAUCGAGCAAUUCAAAUCAAUCACCUGCUAGCAAUAGUCCGCAAGAAGAGAGUGUUAGUUCGGGAAAUGAUGCUGCUGUUUUUAUAACCCCAUCUACUGAUAAUAUUGGUUCGAGAACUCCUCAGCAAGGCAAUGAUUCGAAUGCUGAAGACUCAGAUACAAAUGCAAAACAAGAGACUGAAACUAGCAAACCAAAGCCGAGAAGACGUUGUAGCGAUUUAAGUUUUCUCGAGCAAUGGGGAUGGCACAAAAACCGCAGACAUACUUCUAGAAAAAAGAGCCAACAGGAAAGGCCAGAAGUCGAUACCACAUUAAAUGGAUUCUUAAAACGAAUUUUCGCUAAAUUUACUGAUGAAACAUUUGAUGAUUGUUGGCCAUUUAAAUCACUUGAAAACGAUGAAAAAUGUCCAACAAGCGAGGCACAAAACUCAUACAAAAGGCAAACAUCUGAAAAAUUAACAUCUUUCGAAGAAUUUCAAGCUGAAACUCAAGAUGAUUUCAUAAAGUUCCUCGAAAAGAUGAAAGCCACACCAUUUGAUUUGAUUCUUCUCAUAUUUCGUUGGCUGAAAUUUGUUUCAAAAUAUUGGGACAAAUACAUGGGAGAUGAUAUGAAAGCUGCAUAUCAUGAAAUUUGCACAAUUUAUCUGAACCACUACGAAAUGGUUACUUGGAAUCAACUGUCCAAUGAUAACUUUAAUGCUUCAUACCGCAUUUGCAUGUUCUUCCUGGAACUUGAUUUGGAAAUUACUAUUAAAUCAGAUAGCGAAAUAAGUUCUUUGUGGCAAAGGUUAUUCACACAUCUAAGCUUCAAUUCUGGAUGUGCAUUUGUUAUUUCUGAUGAUCUCUAUGAACGUAAUAUUAUUCGUUUAAUACACAUGGAAUAUUGCUGGGCAAAAUAUGAAAAUCGUUUGACUCAAUGUGUUGAAAGUUUACAGCAUUUGGAAGAAUUGAUCGGCGAACAGUGUGAUGAAUUUUUCUUAGAAUUCCCGAAUAUGAACGAAUCGAAUUAUCUUGAUAGCGAAACUGUUAAGAUAACCAGAACUGAAACACAGAGAAAAAUUGGAUUAAACAAAGUUAGAGAUUUGUAUGAACAAAAACGUUGGAAGGAGCUGAUAGUGAUCCUUAAAGAUAGCCUUAUAAGUAGCAAGGAAGUAAAAGAUAGUGAAGCUUGGGUCAGAGAUCUACAAACUCAAUUUGAAGUUCUGUUGGAGUCGAUUUGGCAAACUGGCGACUUUGAAGAAUGUCUUAUGUGGGCAGAGAGAUGUAUGCAGUACGGAGUAUCGAAGUAUAUUGCAGAACCAGGAGAAACUUAUAGACAGAAAAAAUGGGCCGAAAAUAUUAACUAUGUAUUUACGUACUUAGAAGCUCUAAUACUAAAUGAAGGAUAUCAAAUACUGGAUUGUCUUGAAAAGUUCUUACCGCGUUUGGUGCAAAAUGUUAUUAAACUUCUGGCAUAUCAGUUAGAUGCUCCAUUUGAUAAAAAUAACAAUCUACAACAUCCUUUGGAAAUAAAGCGGCCUUGGAUAGUCUUACAUCAAGUUUUAUUAAGAGAAGAAAAUAACAGUCCUAUUGUUAUUAAAACUCGUCCACUUGAUUUCACAAUGGAAACCGAAGAAAUCGAAGAUUUACUACCUCAUUCCUUUUUGACACUAUUUACUGCCCAUGAGUUUUUAGGAAAACGACAAUGGUGUACUCGUGAUAGCGGCCAAUUGCUUUUAUAUACCAUCGAAAUGAUUACACCCAAUUUAAGAGCUCCUCUUUAUGAUUCUUGUCGUGAUAUUGUCAUGGAAUAUAUGGAACAGACAACGUACUGCCUAUAUGGUUAUCCACCGAAAAAAGCUCGAUCACGCCACAUUGAAGAACACGAAGCAACUUCAGUGGAACUGACAUGGCAAAGAGCAAUUCAAGUUUUCGACCUCUACCGACCAGAAAACUUGCCAGAAUUCAAUUCAUAUAAACUCGAAUCGAUUUCAGCUGACAUGGAGCAGUUGUUGCUUAAGAUUGUUCCACUAAUUCCUAAAGAAAUGGAUCCCACUUCAGUAAUUUCGAAUAUUAACGAUUUUAUAUCAGGUGCAAGGGAUUUACUGCCAGAUAAUUGUGUCCUUCUGCCGUAUAGAAUAUCGUGUAUAUAUUACCUGUUGGCAGAUUAUUACUUUAAGAGUAGGGACUUUUCGAAAACCCUAAAGUAUUACCCAUUGGAUCUAGCUUGUCAUCCAGAUCGGUUCGAUUCAUGGGCUGGAAUGGCUUUGUCCAAAGCUAGCAAAAUUGAAACAAAACUAAAUGGAUUUUUGACAAUUGAUAUUCCAACUUUUAUGAACGAGUGUGAAGAUACCAUACGCUGCUUCAAACAGUGCACAAAAUUGAAUCAUGAACAAGUACUUGUCUGGAUUGAAUAUGGUUCAUUUGCGUAUACGUUGCAUUCAUUUUGUUCUAGAGAUUUGAAGCAUUCAUCAGAUACUCUUUCUUUGGAACAAUUCACUUCUGUGGAAGAUCGUAAGGAUAAUUUUCUUAAAAUCGCCAACGACUGCUUUUCGAAAGGUGAUGCUAUGUUGCAAAAUCAAAAUGAAGAAGAAAAUGACGAUGACAAUGAAUCGCAUGAUGAGAAGUGGUUAAAUCAGUAUAUGCUAGGCAAAAUCGGAGAGAAACGAAAGGAACAACCCUCGGCCUAUAUGAAUCAUUAUUUAACAGCUGCAAAUUAUCUCUAUGAAAACAAUGCAACGUAUCCAAUUAAAAUUAACCACAGUAAUCCAACAACACUAUCCGUGGAGGCGCUCGAAAUGUUUUAUAGGACUAAUGCAGCAAUAAUUAAAUUUCUUGAGCAUGAUAAAGAGAUCUCACGUGAAGUUGGCGAUCUAUUCAAUCAGAUUCUGAAUAAUUUAGCAAAUAGUCCAUUUGCUUUUAACAAAGCAAAAAUUGAUGAUAACAGUUUAAAUGCAUUUAAACGCAAAAUUGCGGAUAAAGUUGAAAGUAAUGCCAUUAAACAGGCAAAAUUGGGUGAAGCAGCAGCGGCUGCAGCAGUUGUGCAAACUUUAAAUCAACCAGUAUUAACGGAAGUCAGUGAAAGUGUUGCCCCAUCUGCUGCAGUUGCUUCGCCAGCUCCUGUAGCUAUUCCGAUUAUUGUAGAACCUCAAAAAGAACCGGAAUCUUUGCUUAAGCAAAAAAUAGAUGUAGCGGAAAGUACAGACAGCGUUAAUACGGGAAACGUUACAGCGGCUACAAGCAAAGGAACAAGUCCUUCCCGCCGAGCCUCACAGGAAAGCUCAGCAACUAAUUCAUCAAGCACAGUAACGGGAACUACAAGCUCAGCUUCAUCAUCCAGCACCUCCGAUUCAUCUAGUUCUGAUUCGGAUAGUUCAGACUCAGAAAGUUCAUCAACCGAUGAUGGCAAAAAGCGUGACAAAAAUGCUCCUUAUUCCGAACACGAGUUGGAAGCCAUUUAUCGUUCAUGUGUUCGAAAUUUGGAAGAAUGUGUUACUAGAUUCCCAGAACACUACAAAUCUGUUUAUCGUCUAGUUCAUCAUUAUUUACAUGCACCUGAAAAACUGAGAGAUCUUGAAAAAUGUCGCCAGCUCCUAUUAGGCCAAUACACUACAAAUUUGGGCAAUCAAAUUAACGGUCUCUUCUCUGAUCGUAAGAAUAAUAAUAUUUUCAAUGGAAUCUGGCGAAUUCCUUCAUCGGAAAUCGAUCGUCCCGGAAGUUUCUCAUCGCAUUUAGUCAAAUGUGUUAGCAUUCUUAUUCAAGUUCUAAGAAAAUCCAACAAUCAUAAACUUCUUAUAGAUGUCGCCCUGCAAUUAUAUCGUACUCCGGAUAAUGAUAAACGCUACAUCAAAGAUUCAGAACGAAUGGAACUAUAUCAGCAAGCAAUGACAUUCUGUGUUCAAAUUAUGCGAAAUAUCUUGAAGAAUAUAACAGAAACUCGAGACAAUGUAGAAACUUUGAAUCUUUUAAUCGAUAUUUACAAAGCGCAUAAGAAAUGUAUCAAACACAUGAACCAAAAAGAGCCGCUCUUCAUUCAGUUGCUGGUUGAUGUUUAUAAGUUUUACAUUCAAGACAAAGUAGCUAAAAUGCCGGAAAAUUUGAAUCUUGUUGAUUUGGCAAUAAAAUUGUGUCUUCAAGAGAUUUCUGUUCGCAAAAAUCAAGAAAAACAAGCUAUGGCUGUUGUUACAAGUGGACAACAACACCAACAACAACCAUCUGCUAAUACCACUGGAUCGGGAGAAACAUUGCCAAUUGGUCCGAAGCCAUCAGCUGCUACUGUAAAUGUGCCAACAACCGUUAAUAAAAACGUUCAAAUUCCUGGCAUCACAUCUCGAGCCCGUGGUCGCCCAGUAGGGAGCAAAAAUGCCCCAGCACAAAUCAGUACAUCAACGAUUCAGCAGCAACCUCCUGUUCCGUCAGCUUCUAUUCAGGCAGGCUCUAAUCUCAUGAACCAGUCAUCAUUGGCCUCACUUAUGUCCCUAUACACAAGUCAAUCGAUGUCAAGUCAAGUGACAAAAGAUCACGCUGCUUUCCAGAAACUAGUCGCUGAAUAUUAUGCUCUGCUAGGAGGACCUGCAGCAUCUGGAGCAUCGUUGCUUCCCAACUUGGCUGCUCCAUCAAUGAAUCCAAUUCUAAAUCCAUUAGCGGCUUUACAACCCCUUAAAACCCCAGCAGCUCCUAAUAUUCCUGAAGUUUCUCCACAACAAACAACUGCGAAGGUUCCACAAUUUGAUAUCAAAAACUUAAUCGCGUCGGCAGCAUCACAAGUUUCAAAAACUGCAACUUCGUCUCAUUCCCAAUCAACAACCAUAAACAUUGGGGGAGGUGAAUUGACAAUAACUCCCACUUCCUCUAAAAUAACGCACCUUAAAGAACCUACGACUGGAUCGUCUAAGCUCUCUGCAUCGAUGCCAUCAAAUUCGUCGUCGAUUUCUGUUACAAAAGUCCCAGCUCAUUCCCCAAAUAUUUAUGUCAAACCAUUGGCUGAUAUGACAACCAAAACACUUCUCCCUCCGAAACUUCCCGAACUGCCCAAAUCUCUUUCAAUUACGCCUUCCACCAGUUUAUAUCCCGUUGAAAAAUCCCGGUCUCAAAAGAUGCCCAACAUGUCUUUGAUACCUGAACUGAAAAUGCCUGAUAAACCCCAGGGAAAAGCCAAGAGCUCUUCUAAAAAGAAACCUGUUCCAGCAACUCCUUAUACACGUCCUCCUUCCGUCCCGCCCCCGAAUCCACCAGGAGUACUUGCCGGUUUAUCAACUGCCGAUUUAACUUCUCUAGCUGGCCUAAAUCAGCAGUUUCCUUUGAUGAACAACUUCAGUAUGGAAAACUACAAUCAACAAGCUGCCAUGCUGACACAAUAUGCCGAGCUAUUGAAAAACAUGGGUUCUAGUAAUUCAAUGAUGUCUCAAAUAGCUCAAAUGUCCCAGUUUCAACAAUUCCAAAUGCUGGGUCAGAAGCGUCCUUACGCCAAACGUAGUCGGCAAACAAAACCGAAAAAACCUGCGCAAGACAUUCACGCCGCAGUAGAAUCGGCUUUGAAAUCUCUUUCGCCACAAAUCACAAUGAUUCCUUCAUCUUCAACGAAAACAUCAAAGCAACAACCUCAGCAAACAUUCAACAUGAAAACAUAUAAUUCUCCAGCUACUCUUACAUCAGUAGGACCACCGCCGCCACCUAUGUCAAUGAGUGCACCACCACCAGGAGGUCGAAAUACACCAAAACCCAUCCCGACACCCCCACCUUCUUUAACACCGGGACUGCAGCAAACAAGCCCAGUUAAAACUCUUCAACAAAAAUUAGCGGAACGUCAAAAAGCUAAUCAGCAGAUGAAUGAAAAUGCCCAAAAGCCAGGAGCUAGUGGAGGAGGUGGUAGUUCGUCAUCGGGAGGAGGUAAACGUGGCAAGGUUGAUGUUAUUAUCUUGGAUUAACUUAUUCUCUUUAUUUAUGCAGUCUUUUUCAAAUCGAAUUAUUGAGUAAGUGUCAUUGAAACUUAUUGGAUACUUUUGAUUAAGAUAAUAACAUAAUAUUCAAAUAAUAAAAUAAUCGUCCUUUCUAUUCAAAA